Racocetra persica is the source of this 210-nucleotide messenger RNA. NCBI's taxonomy places the organism in Eukaryota, Fungi, Glomeromycota, Glomeromycetes, Diversisporales, Gigasporaceae. The record is from the annotation of a GenBank genome assembly.
AUGGCAUUAGAUAAUCUUGAUUGUCCUCCAUUACCUGUUCGUUGGUUUUAUGCUGUAGACGUUCCAUCAUGGGACCCAUUAAAAACACCAAAAUCAAAUAAUUCUAAAACGCCUCCUGAAGAAAAGUGUCCCAUGGUAUGGGUUCCCUUCUCCAAGCGUGAUUCAAACUCAUUAGAAGCUGCUUUUAAACUUGGUGUACCAGGAAAAAAA